Trichophyton rubrum CBS 118892 is the source of this 1845-nucleotide messenger RNA. RefSeq lists its product as uncharacterized. Gene Ontology annotation, biological process: peroxisome organization. Gene Ontology annotation, cellular component: peroxisomal membrane. The coding region runs from base 1 to 1845 and encodes 614 amino acids. NCBI's taxonomy places the organism in Eukaryota, Fungi, Ascomycota, Eurotiomycetes, Onygenales, Arthrodermataceae. The record is from RefSeq and is a predicted model, not a curated record. The transcript is spliced from 2 exons.
AUGUCCGCAGAUCCUCACUCCCAGAAUGAUGGUGCUCCCGGGACUCUCGGCUCCAACGACAGUCUCCCGCCCACCGUUGCGACUUUCUCGCCCACCAAUAUAUCGGGUAAUUCAUUAACGUCCAAACAGCGGUCUACUAUCAUUGUUCACCGAAAGUCACCUCUCUUGGUAGCGACGCCUCCUGCAGUCACUCGUGCGCUGGCAUACUCUCACCCGUUUCUUCUCCCUCUGAACCGGCUGGCAGGACUCUUAUCAUGGACCAGUGGAGAUCCGUGGGAGAGCUUUCUUCUGGUUAGUGCCUUUUGGGCUGUCACUCUACAUGGUAGUGCCAUAAUAUUAUGGGGAGGACCGAUUCUAGUGGUCGUCGCUUUGAUGCUGGGUCUAUACUCUAGACGGUACUCCCCUCUAUCAUCUACUGGCUUGACUGGGGUGAAACAUAGAAGAGAGGGCUCGGACGGAUCAUCUAGGCCUCACAAGACUCUGGAUGAGAUCGUGGAGACAUUAAGAGAGUUCACGACAAGGUGUAACAUCUUGCUUGAGCCUCUACGCGACCUCACCGAUUUUCUUUCUACGCAGCGCACUGCAACUUCGACUACAACCAGGCCUGCCCUAACAGCAUUACUUACUCGGAUAAUCCUCAUUACGCCUAUUUGGAUUCUACUUACCCUUCAUCCCAUAUACCUCAUCACUAUCAAAAGGGUUGUCAUAACUGUCGGUACCAUCAUCCUGACAUGGCAUUCUAAACCCGCACGCAUUUUUCGAGUUCUACUCUGGCGGUCAUUGACAAUUCGGCGUAUCUGCUCAACUAUUACUGGCCUGCAAUUUUCUUCAUCACAGCAUAGUGGUGAUCAAUCAUCUAAUACUUUCACCAAAUCCUCGCUGCUGUCCUUGACUCCUUUCCGCUCCAAGCAACCCUCACAGCACGGCUCAACCAAGCGUCGCGCAAGUUCAUCGGGUGUGCGGUUCACAUUCAUUGUAUAUGAGAACCAAAGACGGUGGCUGGGUAUUGGGUGGACUUACUCUUUGUUUGCAUACGAGAGGCCAGCGUGGUCGGAUGAACACCUGAAUCCGGUGCCUCCAAAGGAUGAAUUUGAACUUCCGGAAGUUCAGGGCAGCAACUCGAAGUGGAGGUGGGUUGAGGGUAGCGAAUGGCGUAUUGAUGGCUCAUCAGAUCCGUCUACGAAGAAAAGGGGUAAGGGGGGUAAAAAUAAUGAUAAUAAAGACGACGGUGGAUGGAUCUAUUAUGAUAAUAAGUGGCACGAUGGUCGUCGCGGCCAAGAUGGUUGGGGAAGAUAUACUCGACGCCGAAAAUGGUGUCGAGAUGCAGAGCUUGUCGAAAUAUCCCCUGAAGGGGAGACGAUAGAAAUGCCAUCAAAGACAGCAGCGGAUAAUGAAAGUAAAACUAAGGGUGAUAGCGGGAAGGAUAGUAAUUCAGGAGAUGACAAGAACUGCAUCAAAGCCCGCAAAAGACGAUGGUUUGGUAGCACCGACUUGAAAGGAUUCCCGGCCAUUGAACCUGAGCCUUCCAGUUCGACCCAGCCUAUCAACGCCGAAUCAACGUCAGCUUCCUUGUCAAUGGUAGGGUCAAGUCUACCCAAGGCGUUGAGUGUCUCUAGUGGCCGCAGCUCAAAUAACACUAAUGGGUCGAUACGGGCUCGGAGUAAACGGCCUGCCAGCAUCCACACAGAUGGUGACAGACAGAGCCAAACCUCUAGCAUUCGUGAUAGAGAAAUUGAAGAAGCUGAAAACAUGCCUGACAAGUGGGGAAGCCAGUCUGGCAAUGCAGCUGAGAGAGCGGGCAGAGGCUGGGGACUGGGAGAUGACGCCCAUAUGAGUUUAAGCUGA